AUUCGGGAUUGCAGUUGAUAAUGACUUCGUUUACUGGACAUGUACGCGCGACUCCUCCACAAGUGAAAUCCGACGGUUAUCUAAGACCAGCAUGAAUCAGACUAAUCUAGUUGCCGACCUGGAUUUCAGUUAUGACAUCUACGUGCCCACGACAACGCCUUCCAACGUCACCAAUGCGUGUUCCUCGAAUAAUGGAGGAUGCCAGGAACUGUGCCUUGCGCACCCAGAAGGAAGGACGUGCGCCUGUCGGGAUACCUGGGAACUGCAGGAAGAUGGCGUGACGUGUUGCCUUUCUGGCUACACUCUCUACGGGGGCGCAUGUUUCAAAGCGUACAACCAAGAUAAAACCUUUAGCCAGGCCAGACAGGUGUGUGCAGCGGACGGGGGGCUCCUGGCCAUGCCGAAAGACCGAGACGUGGACAACUUCUUGAGAAGUUUGAAGAACGCCGUGAAUGAAUUAUCACGUUUCUGGUUCGGUCUAAGUGAUCAGAACGAUGAGGGUGAGUGGGUGUGGGAAGACGGCACUCCACACGACAUACUUACUGACUGGAACAACUGGCAGCCAUGGGAACCUAACGAUAACGAGGAAGGAGAAGACUGUGUGAACUACUAUGGUUCAGGCUGGAAUGACGCACCGUGCUCCUCUGUGUACAAGUUUAUCUGUCAGCUGAAAGAAGCGAUCAGUUGCUCUCUAGGAUACUUCCGCUGUGGACACGGACGCGCAUGUAUUCUGUCAUGGAAGCGUUGUGAUGGGGCCACGGAUUGUACUGAUGGGAGUGAUGAGGAGGGUUGUGUUUGCCUGCCAAUACCUGGGGAUUUUCAACUCAACAGCAGGCUGACAAUGCUAUCGAAUCAGCUGGGCCAAACGACUUUUAAUGAGAUACAAAAUUCCUCUAUCGUGGAGCUGCUCAAUACUUCUUACGUCAUCUCAGGAAAGUACCAUGCAGAGUUAGGAAAAUUCGUUUCGACGGUCAUUUUCCCGCGAUGCAAUGUCUCUGAAGACUGUUCUACGUCUUCAAAUUCAGACAACUCUAGCUCAUGCAUGGGUAACGUUACGGGUACACAACUUUUACCAUGCCGUUCGUGGUGCGAGGAAGUGCUCAACAUGGCUGAUGACUUGAUAAAGGACCAAUUGCCUCGAUGUGACUUGUUUCCAUCAUCCAAACACAACUGUUGGAAUCCAAAUUCAGCCAUGAAGGGAAAUGAAGUUUGCUACUAUGGCAAUGGCAUAAACUACCGUGGAACACGGAGUAAAACUACAUCUGGGGCAGAUUGUGUUGAAUGGUCGGAUGCGGAAGCUGGUUACUACAAGACAGAGUACCCCUGGGCUAACCUGGACAAAAACUACUGCCGCAACCCUACCGGUCAUGAUCGGCCAUUUUGCUUGACCGGAGACGGUAGCCAGGAGGAUUGUGACGUAAUUCCCUGUGAUGCCGAAGGCUGCUGGGACAGAGGUCCGCCAAACUACGGCAAGAGAAAUCCAAGCAAGAGGUUCUACUAUGUGGGAGAAAGAGUCACGUACACGUGCAACGAAGGCUACACACUUAAGGCAGGUUACACCAGAGAAGUGAGGUGCAUCGGAGGAGGCAUCUGGCAGUAUGAUAAGCCCAGCUGUUCAGUGAACCAUGAGCGUCGGCUGCAGGAUGACCUACUGGAGACCUACAGUUCAAGUCUAGCUCCUCCAAAUGUCACCAUCAACUUCACUGGGUCUGUGCAACUCAUCGUCGCCUUGGAUGAAAAGAAAGAGCAACUUGUUGCGUCUGUCGUCAUCGAUUUCACAUGGCAAGACAGCAGGCUGAGUUGGGACCCAAAGUACUACGAUGACAUCACGACGUUCAGCAUUCAGGGCCACAGAAUUUGGACUCCGAUCUUGACUCUACAGAGAAAUGCUGAUCCUGAGCACAAAGGCCUACAAAAGGAGGUACCGGUCCGAGUGAGCGACAGUGGUCAGGCAGAAUGGAGUGUAGAAACCCUGACUACCACCGUGUGUGAUGCAGAGCCCUUCUACUUUCCAGUAGACACCAUGGAAUGUCACGUCUGUUUUUCUGCAUCCAGUGCAAUCAAGCAAAUCAUUCAAUGCCAAGGAGGACGCCCUGCAGCAGACAAUGGAAACAGCCCCUGUAACUCGUAUUCUACUGAAACAACGGUGGGCGAAUGGUACCGAAAGGACAAGAUAUUCGCGAAAGACAACAGUGAGGCGUGCCUUGUUGUUCAUCUGAAGAGGAUCCCCAUGUUCCACAUCGCCACUACUGUUGGACCCUGCAUCAUCCUGGUUGUAUUGAUGAUCAUCACAUUCAUCAUGCCCUUGGAUAGGGGAGACCGGAUCUCGUUCGGAGUGACCAUUCUACUCUCCAUGGUCGUGUCUCUUGUAUUUGUGUCAGACGUUCUUCCUGUCAAGGGGGCUUUGCCAUUUUUCGCUACGGUGAUCAUCAUGUCCAUGGGCGUGAUGGGAUUGUUCCUCUUUUUCACUAUGGCAACCAUCGUUAUUCACGACCAAGAGGGCAGCAUGUCACCGAAGGCGAAGAUUAUUUUCCUACGCUACAUUUCAAAGAUACUGCUGUUGGGAGAUCUAACCAAUGAGAAGCGUGCACGUGAUGGAGAAUCUGGUCUGACUGACCCCACUGCCAUGGAGCUGACCAACCACGCCUUUCAAGCCGAUGACAUAACGGCAGCCAACGAAGAAAUACCAUCAACGCCUCCCACGAGUCUGGAGGUCAGCGUGAGGGAACUGAGUAUGGUGAUGAAGACCGAGAUGGAGAAGCUGACUAAAGCGGUUACUAACCUUCCUGAGGAGCUCAGCAAGUCCACGAAGGACGUGUCCGACUACACCCUACUGGCUAAGGUCCUGGAUAGGCUUUGUCUUGUCAUGUACAUCCUCAGCAUCGCGGCAUCUGUUCCAAUGGCCAUGUACUUGAGCAAGUAAAGGUCUGGCAUUGAUAAUGAUCAAACAAAACAACGUCAAUCAUCUUCAGCUGUUUUUACACGAUGAGGCCACCAGAAAGUCAAAUGAGUAUAUAUAAGCACCGUGAUCCUAUAGUUGCAUUCUGAGAACUGUGGAAUUUUGUCAUAAAACAUUAUAACAAUCACAGACCGUAUACUGUUUUCUAACAUUACCAUUCACUCUCAUACAUUCAAUUCGCACAUAGGUAUUCUUAAAUAAAUAACUGUCUAAAUCUGACGAGUGUGACAAGGCGUUGGAGCAGUUGAACUAGGCACGAUUUGGCAUAGUCCUGCCCAUUGAUCUAAAUUAUUUUGGCGAUUUAGUUGAUGUAGUAUAUUUAUAUUCGUGUCAAUUUACGCAUCUAUGCAAUUUUGACUACACUAAAGUGAGUUAUUGACAUUAUCCAGACACUCAGAUCUGAAUAGAGUGGCUUAAAAAUGGGCGGAAAAAACAUGUAUAAGAAAUAAAUGUUUCCUUUUCAAUCCCUGGCCCAUCAUUUAAAAAAAGAAAAGUGACCAAAUCAUCAAUUUGGUAGACUACCUGGCCAGAACAAUGGGUAGUUCACGGCUUGUUUACACCUUUACCUGGCUCUGGCUUACCUGGCAGACACAGCUUGGGUUGCUUUUAAAAAUAAUGCUAAACAUGUUUUCAAGCAUAGAUGGUGCAAAUAAUUCUCUUUACCCUAUUACAACUUUUCAAUAACAGUUGUAUGACACUAGUUUCCAAGAAAACUAUGGUCAGGCCUAUGAUGUAAUAAGAGACUAUAUCCCCAAUUCUAACAAAGGAAAAAAACAUUUCUCAGUCAGU
Messenger RNA from Branchiostoma floridae (Florida lancelet), 3748 nucleotides. RefSeq lists its product as uncharacterized. Gene Ontology annotation, molecular function: protein binding; extracellular ligand-gated monoatomic ion channel activity. Lineage: Eukaryota; Metazoa; Chordata; Leptocardii; Amphioxiformes; Branchiostomatidae. The transcript is spliced from 16 exons. Gene Ontology annotation, cellular component: membrane. Bases 92 to 2923 code for a protein of 943 amino acids. The record is from RefSeq and is a predicted model, not a curated record. Gene Ontology annotation, biological process: monoatomic ion transport.